AUGUUAUUGCGUAUCUUCUUUUGCUUUAUAGCAUUUUUAUCUAAAUUAACAUUUGGAAAAAAUUUGCCAUAUGCUAACAUUGGAACAUUAAUUGGUCAUAUUAAUUUUAUCAUUCCUACACAGAAUCUAAUUAACAAUUUCAUUCUCCUUUCAAGUUUCAGUGGCAAUAUAGGGCUACUAAAUUACAAAACAGGCACACUAAAGUACGUGAAAAAUCAUAGGGAUAAUGAGAAAGUAAAAAAAUUACACGGGGAUGAUAAAUACGCGACUGUGUUAAUAUACAAAAAUAAUUUUGAGGAAGAUAGCAAAGGAAAUUAUACAAAGGAUGAAAAUGUAUAUUCCUAUAUUAAUGUGUAUGAUAUUGUGGAAUCAUAUUUAUUAAGCGUUUUUGAAUAUAAGAAUGAGAUAAUUGAAGAUUUUUUAAUUAAAGAGGAGAAAAUAUAUAUUCUGUUACAAAACAGAAUAGAUAUAGGUAAUAUAAAUGAUAGCUCAACUAUUUCUAUAAAUUUUAAGGAAUUAAAUUUAAAUUCAAUUUAUACAAAAAUUGUUGUGGUAAACGAUAACAAGAUAACGUUAUUUUAUGUAGAUACAAGUUUAUUUUGUUAUAUAGUAAAUAUUGAUGCUUUAAAUAAGACACUUGUAAAUUUGAACAAAAUUAAAGAGCUACAGAUAAAUGAUAAAAUCAAUAAUUAUGUUAGUGGGUCAAAUAGUAAUAAAAAUGUAAUAAUUAUAUAUAAUAAAAAAUAUUUACACUGGAUAGAAUUGUUAAGUGAAGAAAACAAAUAUUAUUAUAAUAAUGUGAUUAUAAAUGAUGAAAAUGAAAAUACAUUAUUUGUGAAUGAAAUAAAUGGAAAGAACAAAUUUAUAAUGGACGAUGGAAUGGAUCAGUGGAACACAGAAAAUUAUUUUGUUCUUAAUAUAGGCGGUAAUAUUUCUGUGUACAGUUACAACAGCGAUAAUAAGCAAAUGAAUGUAGUAGGAAAAAGAAAAAAAAAAAAUAGUGAAAUUGUAAAUCAUAAUGAGAAUGUGAACGAGCAUGUGAAUGGACAUGUGAAUGGGCAUGCGAAUGAAAUUGUAGGAUAUUAUAUUAACAAAAACCACAAAAAAGACUUCAUAUUUGCAGAGGAUAAUAAUGGAAAAAUACUUAUCAAAAAAGCAAAAAAAUAUACUGAAUAUAAUGAUGAUAAGGAAACAAACAAUGACAUAGUUAUUAAAGUGUUAAAUAAAAGUAACAAUGUACAUUAUAAUGGAGAAAUAAUUAUAGGCUUGUAUAAUAAGGAACAGAAUAUCGAUUAUUUUUUUAGUGUAUAUAAUGACUCCUCUUUUACUGUGUAUAAGAACAAUGAUGUUUAUUAUUCGAGGGAGGAGUCCUUAGCAUAUAUCGAACAAUUAUAUUUUUACAAUUUUCAGCAUUUGAAAAAAAAAAAAAAAAAAAAAACUAAAAAAUAUCCUUAUAGCACAAAAUUUCAUAUAAUAAAAGAGCUGGAGAAAUAUGUAAAGGAUAAAUUAAACUCUUUUAACAAAUCUUAUUUAGACGAAGUAAUGAAUAUAAAAGCAGAGUUAUCCCUAUUACCUUUCAAUUUUUUUUAUUUAUCAAAUGAGGAGAAAAUGAGUUUGUUAAAUAUUUGUAAGAAUAAAAAAUUAAAAAGUGAAUCCUUAAUUAAUUCUAAAAAAGGGGAAAAUACAAAUUUUGAUACCCAAAAUAGUGGUAAUUAUAAAUUUAAUUUGAUGCGACAAAUGCUUCAGGAUUCUUUUGAAAAAUAUGAACAUAAUCAUAGUAGCAAAUAUGCAGGUAGUUCAGUUGUACUUGUAUCUACUUGUAACAAUAUUAUAUUUGCUAUACAUUUAUACACAGGUCUGAUAUUAUAUAAAAUGGAUGGAAAUAUAUUAAAAGGAACAAAACAUAUAUUUUCUUUAAAAAGGCAUUUAUGCUCUUUCAGUUUUAGUAACCACAAUUGGGCCGAAAUAGAUAACGGGAAAAAGAUAAUAUUUUCAGAUAAUGCAAAUGAGAAUACAAAUAAUGAAAAGACAGCUAGUAGUACUGAUGAACAUAGUGGUAAGAGUACAUUAAAUUUAAGGAAUAAUGAAAUAUUCUUAUUUAAAAGCUUUUCAAAAGAUUCAGUAAUAACAAUAUUUAAAAGUAAUGAAUCUUCACACAUAGUAAUAUUUGACAUAUUAAAUGGGGAUAUUUUAUUUAAAAAAAAACUAGACUCCUUUGCAGUUGAAAAUAUUUUUGUGUAUAAAAAAAAUUCUUCAAUUAUAGCUGUUGAUAAUUUAUUGAAUACAAAAAUUAUGCAUGUGAAUGUGGAUAAUAGUGUAAUCGAAAAUAUAAAUGACGAAGAACUCUUUCUAUAUAGUAUAAAUAAAUCCAAAAAUUUUAUUCAAGGAUACAAAUUAAUUAAUUUGACAUUAUCAGAAAGUAAAAAAAGUGAAGUAGGUUUAAUACAAACAUAUUCCAUAAAGUUAAAUGAUGAAAAAAUUGAAGUUUUUUCAAAGACCUUAACAGAAAAAGAUUUGUUUUAUCCAAUUAAAAUAAAUAAAGACGCUUCCAUAUGUUAUAAAUAUAUCAAUGAUAAUAUUAUAUCCUACAUUACAAAGACUUUGUAUGAGAAGCGUUUUAUAUACUCACUAUAUAUAAUUGAUGGUAUUAGUGGUAGUCUUAUUUAUUCGAAAAUUUUAGAUAAAUAUGCACAUCCUCCCUUUCAUUUAGUAAUAAGUGAAAAUAUGGUUGUUUUAAAUUAUUAUAAUGUAAACCUAAAUAAAUAUAUAAUUCAAAUUUUUGAAAUAUUGUUAGAUAGGAAAGACCCAGGAUUUCUUAAUUUAAUAACAUCCAAAAAAGAAAAGCUUGUUGAUUUGUUUGACGAAAAAGAAAUUAUAGUUAAUGAAAAAAAUUAUGUCAUAGAUCAUAAUAUUAAAUCAUUUAAAUUUACAGAAACCAAGAGAGGUAUAACAAAUAAACAUAUUUUGCUUUUACUAGAUACUAAUAGAAUAGCUGCACUUAAUGUUGGACUAAAUGAAGAGGAUCAAAAUGUGUACAAAGAUUUAAAUACAUUUAUUACACAAACUGAUAUUUUAUAUAAUUCCAAAGGAUUUAUAUCCAAUGAAAGUUUAUUAGAAUCAACUACGCUUGUAUUUUCUUGGGGGAACUAUCUUUAUUUUACUUGUUACCAGCCUAAUGGAUCAUAUGAUACAAUUGAAAACUUUAACUUACUGUUACUAUUAUUUUUAAUUAUUUUAGUUUUUGUAGGAACAUACUUUUCUUAUAUUGUAAGAAUGAAUAAAGAAUUGUAUUCUAAGUGGGAAUAA
Messenger RNA from Plasmodium malariae, 3306 nucleotides. It is a transcript of the gene EMC1, whose product is annotated as ER membrane protein complex subunit 1, putative. The transcript is spliced from 2 exons. Gene Ontology annotation, cellular component: EMC complex. Gene Ontology annotation, biological process: protein folding in endoplasmic reticulum. NCBI's taxonomy places the organism in Eukaryota, Apicomplexa, Aconoidasida, Haemosporida, Plasmodiidae. The record is from RefSeq and is a predicted model, not a curated record. Bases 1 to 3306 code for a protein of 1101 amino acids.